GAUAAUACAAUACUGAAUACCCUCGUGUAGUCGUGUGUGCGGAAAGCUAAAAUCUGCAAGCGCGAUAAAACACACGAGACACUGAACAAAAAACGGCUUCUCUUCUUCAGUCAUCUCUUCAAACUUCUUCCUUGAUUUUGUAUACUACUUAUUCUUCUAAGAUUCUCAAAUAUGGGGAAGGACGCAAAGAAAAAGGGGCCUGCUGAUAAAGGCAAGGGAAAACAAGCAGCCAGCGGCAGUGAUGAAGGUGCUUCAAAGGGUAAAGGUGGUGGAAAGGGAGACAAGCUUGGAACUUGCAAUUUUGUCAAAGCUAGGCAUGUAUUAUGUGAAAAACAAGGGAAAAUUAAUGAGGUAUACCAGAAACUGCAAGAAGGGUGGCUUGACACUGGGGAUAAAGUUCCACCAGCUGAGUUUGGAAAGUUGGCUGCUCAAUACUCGGAAUGUCCUUCCGGCAAAAAGGGUGGGGAUCUUGGAUGGUUCCCACGAGGAAAGAUGGCUGGCCCAUUUCAGGAGGUUGCUUUCAGCACUGCUGUAGGAGCCACCAGUGGACCGUUCAAAUCUACGCAUGGUUACCACAUAAUAUUGUGCGAAGGUCGAAAGGCUUAACGGAACUUGCCAAAGUUGCCUUUUCAUCUUAAAUGAUGAACGUGCUGCGCUGCUGGAAAUAACUCUCUUUGUACAACUGUUGGAUAGAUGCCCUAUGGUACACUAUGGAAGUUUUUAACUGGAUAUUUGCGUGAUCAAGCUUGUGAUAAAUUAUACAUGUUAGCUUGUGACAUGGUUUUCCCCUUUUUCUACUACAUGCUGUCUGUGGUUACAAAUUCUGAUUUGCUGGUUUACGUUCGUGAGUCUGUAAUCAACAAUAAUUAUUAUCUGACAGAAGACAGAAAAAAGGCGAGGGCAUGUCUAUGGAAA
Messenger RNA from Beta vulgaris subsp. vulgaris (sugar beet), 915 nucleotides. RefSeq lists its product as uncharacterized. NCBI's taxonomy places the organism in Eukaryota, Viridiplantae, Streptophyta, Magnoliopsida, Caryophyllales, Amaranthaceae. Gene Ontology annotation, molecular function: peptidyl-prolyl cis-trans isomerase activity; DNA binding. Gene Ontology annotation, biological process: rRNA processing. The coding region runs from base 172 to 606 and encodes 144 amino acids. The transcript has 5 exons. The record is from RefSeq and is a predicted model, not a curated record.